CACGUUAAAAUACAUAGAACACAACCCUACAUCAAAAUUCCCAAAUCCUUCAACACUGCAUAUAAUAAUUUUUCCCCUUUAACUCUCAUCCUCUCCUUAAGGCUUAUUAUCUUUCUCAUUUAUUAAAUUACAUAAUUGGCAUAAUUGUUUAAGUACACAAUACCCGUUUUUAAGGCUAGUGUCUAUUCGUGUAGAGAGAGAGAGUGAGUUAGAAGCUUUUCACCUAUAUAAUUGAUCUCAUCUUCUAUUAUUCCUCAACACAAACAACUUGUUUGGUCUGAUUUCUCCGAUUGAUCAUGGCUAACUCUGCGACAGCGACCGAGCAACUUUGCUACAUCCCUUGCAACUUCUGCAACAUAGUCCUUGCGGUGAGUGUCCCAUGCAGUAGUCUAUUCGACAUCGUGACAGUGCGAUGCGGCCACUGCACGAAUCUGUGGUCUGUAAACAUGGUAGCUGCUCUUCAGUCGCUUUCACGCCCUAAUUUCCAGGCAACAAACUAUGCAAUGUCAGAGCAUGGAUCUUCCUCAAGAGGCCACACCAAAAUCCCUUCCAGAAUUUCAACUCGUACCAUAACUGAGCAAAGAGUUGUAAACCGUCUUUUAUAUUGUCUUUCAGCUCCAGAAAAGCGGCAGCGAGUACGUUCUGCUUACAAUCAAUUCAUAAAAGAGGAAAUUCAGAGGAUCAAGGCGAAUAAUCCAAACAUAAGCCACAGAGAAGCAUUCAGCACCGCCGCCAAGAAUUGGGCACACUUUCCUCAUAUUCACUUCGGUCUAAUGCUGGAGAGCAACAAGCAAGCUAAGAUAGCUUAAUAAUUCUCAGGGUGUAUGAUGAAAAUAAGUGCUGGAGCGUUGAAGUACCAUGGAACAAGUGCUCAUGAGACAACUGUAUGUCUCGUAUACAUAUCAUUCACUAGACAUAUAUUGUAUGAUCUUCGAAUCGUAUGAUCACAUCUCUAUAUAUAAGUGAAGAUUUCUAUCUUUAAAACCAUAUCUAGAUAUGUAUUCUUACUAAGUUUCUUAUGAUUUACUUUUAUGGCAUUAAUUGAUGGUUCCUGUCA
Molecule: messenger RNA, 1057 nt
Organism: Eutrema salsugineum
Lineage: Eukaryota; Viridiplantae; Streptophyta; Magnoliopsida; Brassicales; Brassicaceae
Product: axial regulator YABBY 5
Exons: 7
Coding region: 297-809 (170 amino acids)
Biological process (GO): cell fate commitment; abaxial cell fate specification; multicellular organism development
Cellular component (GO): nucleus
Source: RefSeq, a predicted model, not a curated record